This is a messenger RNA of Opisthorchis viverrini, 252 nucleotides long. RefSeq lists its product as hypothetical. NCBI's taxonomy places the organism in Eukaryota, Metazoa, Platyhelminthes, Trematoda, Opisthorchiida, Opisthorchiidae. The annotation marks the transcript as partial. The transcript has a single exon. The record is from RefSeq and is a predicted model, not a curated record.
CGCUGUCGCUGUCACGCGAAAGGAUUGGCCGAUUUCUGUUUUGUCGGAUCAAGUAGUCUCAUUGCCACUGUGGGUGCGGGUACGGGACCUGCAGGGCCUUCACUUCCAGGUGGUCUCCAUGUGACCGGACACGUCAGUUCCGGUGAGCAGCCAGGCCCCGGUGGACUUUCCCCGGUUUUCAGCGCAGAUCAAGAUGGAGCGAAUCUCGCACUUUGGGAUGCUUUGUUGCCUCCGCAUCGAAGCUGCGUCAUU